Molecule: messenger RNA, 1719 nt
Organism: Humulus lupulus (European hop)
Lineage: Eukaryota; Viridiplantae; Streptophyta; Magnoliopsida; Rosales; Cannabaceae
Product: phospholipase A1-Igamma1, chloroplastic
Exons: 1
Coding region: 85-1686 (533 amino acids)
Biological process (GO): lipid metabolic process
Molecular function (GO): glycerophospholipase activity
Source: RefSeq, a predicted model, not a curated record
CUUGGAUCUUAGUCAAUCAAAUUCCAUAUCUAAAUUUCUCUUUGAAGCGUUUCAUCAGUAAGUAACCUUGCUCGUACACAGUCAAUGGCUUUAUCUUCUAGGAUGUUCAGCCAUAUUCCGGCCCAAAACGACGCCGUCCGCCCAAACCACCACCGGAACUGCGGUUUCUCCAUUAUCGGAUCUCACCAAGAAGCCGUAUAUCUUGAUCAUCCAUCGACGAAGAACUCAACGGCUCGGUUCGCCAAAUCGAUCUCGAACUUUUUCCACCUUCAAAUCGAAACUCCGGCCAGGGCUGCCGUCGCUGCAGAAAAUCUGAGCCGUGUCUCGAACUGGGAUUCUUUCCCUGAAGAGAAACACUCGACCCCGACGACUUCCCCGAAGGAGGUAAUCGCCGAAAAAUGGCGGGAAAUCCAUGGGUUCAACGAUGGUUGGGAGAAUGCUCUUGAUCCGCUUCACCCUUGGUUGAGGCGAGAAAUUGUCAAGUACGGGGAGUUCGCUCAGGCUACUUACGACGCUUUUGAUUUUGACUCGUUCUCGGAGUACUGCGGGAGCUGUAGGUAUAACGCACGCAACCUGUUCGACAAAUUGGGUCUGACCAGAAAUGGAUAUAAUGUGACUAAGUACAUCUAUGCCAUGUCGUCACACAUCGAUGUCCCGAGUUGGCUCCAGAGAUCCCAUUUGGUGGAUGCUACAUGGAGUAAGGACUCCAAUUGGAUGGGAUAUGUCGCAGUCAGUGACGACGACGAGUCGCGAAGGAUUGGUCGGAGAGACAUCGUCGUGGCCUGGCGAGGAACAGUGGCACCUUCUGAAUGGUACGAAGAUUUUCAAAGAAAAUUGGAGCCAAUUGGGAGCAAAGAGGCGAAAGUGGAACAUGGGUUUUUAAACAUAUACUCAUCUAAGAGCGAAUCCACAAGGUACAACAAGUCUAGUGCUUCGGAACAAGUAAUGAAAGAAGUGAAAAAGCUUGUUGAAAUGUACAAACAAAAGGGUGAAGAAGUUAGUGUCACCAUAACCGGCCACAGCCUCGGUGGCGCUUUAGCUCUUCUAAACGCAUACGAGGCUGCAGCAACUCUUCCGAGGGAGGUUCCAGUCAGCGUAAUCUCCUUUGGAGCGCCGAGAGUUGGGAACCACGCAUUCAGAGACGAGCUUCAUGACAUGGGCGUUAGAACACUGCGAGUCGUUAUCAAACAAGACAUGGUUCAUAGGAUGCCGGGGCUUGUUCUGAAUGAGAGUUUGGAGAAGCUUGAGGACAUUACAGGGACUCUUGAAUGGGUUUAUACUCAUGUAGGAGCUGAGUUAAAGCUGGAUGUGAAGUCAUCUCCUUACUUAAAACAGGGAAUAAAUCUUGUUGGGUUUCAUAGUUUGGAGACUUACUUGCAUCUUGUGGAUGGUUUAAUGAGUCAUACGACACCGUUUAGAGACAAUGCUAGGAGGGAUGUUGCAUUAGUGAACAAGGGAUGUGAUAUGUUAGUUGAUAAGCUUAGAAUCCCACAAUGUUGGUACCAGUUAGCUCAUAAAGGACUUGUUUGUAAUGAUCAUGGGAGAUGGGUUAAACCCAAAAGAGAGGUUGAGGACAUUCCUUCACCUUUGGGAGAAGCUCAUCAAGCUGAUAGUCAUACUCAUUCCCUUGAUGUGGCUUUGCAAUCGGAUAAUAAUGUACAAUUUCAACCUUUGUUUGGUGCUUGAAAUAUAUAUACAAAUACUCAAUUUUUUUUUACA